Molecule: messenger RNA, 1276 nt
Organism: Fragaria vesca subsp. vesca
Lineage: Eukaryota; Viridiplantae; Streptophyta; Magnoliopsida; Rosales; Rosaceae
Product: F-box protein SKIP24-like
Exons: 6
Coding region: 206-1276 (356 amino acids)
Molecular function (GO): protein binding
Source: RefSeq, a predicted model, not a curated record
AAACUACACCCUCCUCUCUUUCUCCAAAUCCUCCACAAAACCAAGCAAAACCCACAACUCUCUUUGGAUUUCUUCAACUGGGCCAAGUCCCAUUUACGUUUCGAACCAGACCUCAAGUCCCACUGCCAAAUCAUCCAACUCUCACUCGGGUCUGGCCUCAUCCGACCCGCCAAACCCAUCAUGGACACACUAAUCCAGACCCAUCAUGUUUCCAAGCUUAUACAGUCCAUGGUUCAGGUUACAGUUGCGAAGAUGGAAGUGGCCUCCGUUCAAUUUACCAGAAGCAGGAGAGGGGUGUGAGGAUAUGAUGAUGUUGGUUAUCCCAGACAAGCUGUGGAGGCGAGUCUUAGAAAUCGGGGGGUUGAGCUACAAAGACCUCUGCUGUGUAUCAAUCACCUGCUGGCGCAUCCACCGACUAUCCGAUGAGGAUCUUCUCUGGUCCCGCAUCCUCUCCUCCGAUUUCCCUCCUCAUUCCUCUUCUUCGUCCUCCUCUAAAUCUCUCUAUAAACUCAGAUUUGAGAGAGAUCGGGAUAAGAGAAAGGUGACCCAUCAAAGAGCGGUGUUGAGGAAGGAGAGCCAGAUUAUUGAACAUUCCCGAAAGCUCCGGGAUAUGGAGACCCGAUUGGCCCAAGAGACCGACAGAAUGCGAGCCACUCUUGUUGAACUCUCCAAUUUUCACAAGGUCAGGCAAGCUUCUUCACUAGCAUUGAAUAAUGUGUGGCAGCGAGAGAUAACUAGGGGUCGACAAAAACAAAUAGUGGAGCAAUGCGUUGUACCAGCUGAGUCUCGGCACCAUGCCCUUGAAAUGGAGCUUAGGCUCUGUAAGAUGCUGAUUUCAGGGUUAGAAAAGGCGUGUAAAGAUGAGAAGCGACGGCUUGGUUUGGUUGAACAAGAGUUGCAACCUAUGAGAUAUCACCCCUUACGAGAUCAGAAGCCACUGAUUCCAGGGGAUGCUCAAUGUACUGGCAAGAGCAAAAAGUUGAAAAGAUUUCAUGGCCAAGGAAUCUGUUUGUCUUGUCGUCAUCCUUCUUCCUCAUCAGAUUACAUUGUCAUGGUUGACUCGAUUAGGUUCCAAGUUAUUGAACAAUACGGUCCAGCAAUAGAACUUCGAGUCAAUGUUUCUAAACAAAAAAGUUCAAGGGGUCCUGAACCUGGUUUAUCUUGCUGGAGCCUGGAAACUGUCAUUUCACUUUAUGUCUGUAACAACCAGGCUAUUGAUAAAAGUCUGUCAUCCUUAAGCGAUGUGAUGUUUGUUCUGGAGAGUGCCUACAACUAG